Talpa occidentalis (Iberian mole) is the source of this 3700-nucleotide messenger RNA. RefSeq names its product integrator complex subunit 14-like. The record is from RefSeq and is a predicted model, not a curated record. Gene Ontology annotation, biological process: snRNA 3'-end processing. Lineage: Eukaryota; Metazoa; Chordata; Mammalia; Eulipotyphla; Talpidae. Gene Ontology annotation, cellular component: integrator complex.
UUAUUUUCUACAGCAUUUCUCCCUUUAUAGCUGUCUGUUUGCAUGCUGAUUGGAAACAGUGGGAUCGUUUUCAUCAUGCCUACAGUGGUGGUAAUGGAUGUAUCCCUUUCCAUGACCCGACCUGUGUCUGUGGAGGGGUCCGAGGAAUAUCAGCGCAAGCACCUAGCAGCCCAUGGUUUGACCAUGCUUUUUGAGCACAUGGCCACAAUUACAAGCUUGAAUUUACAGCUCUGGUGGUUUUUUCAUCACUCUGGGAGCUGAUGGUUCCCUUCACAAGAGAUUAUAACACCCUACAGGAAGCACUAAGUAAUAUGGAUGAUUAUGACAAAACCUGCUUGGAGUCUGCAUUAGUUGGUGUUUGCAAUAUCGUUCAGCAAGAAUGGGGCGGUGCAAUUCCUUGCCAGGUUGUUCUGGUGACAGAUGGCUGUCUUGGCAUUGGUAGAGGAUCCCUGCGGCAUUCUCUAGCAACUCAUAAUCAACGAAGUGAGAGCAACAGAUUUCCACUACCUUUUCCUUUCCCAUCUAAGUUAUACAUCAUGUGCAUGGCAAAUUUGGAGGAGCUUCAGAGCACUGAUUCCCUGGAUUGCCUUGAACGUCUCAUAGAUUUAAAUAAUGGUGAAGGGCAGAUCUUUACUAUUGAUGGCCCGCUAUGCCUGAAAAAUGUACAGUCUAUGUUUGGAAAACUGAUAGACCUGGCAUAUACGCCUUUCCAUGCUGUUCUCAAGUGUGGCCACCUGACUGCUGAUGUGCAAGUCUUCCCCAGGCCAGAACCUUUUGUUGUUGAUGAGGAAAUCGAUCCUAUCCCUAAAGUAAUUAAUACAGAUUUGGAAAUAGUGGGGUUUAUUGAUAUAGCUGAUAUUUCAAGUCCCCCUGUUCUGUCCAGACAUCUGGUUCUACCCAUAGCACUUAACAAAGAAGGUGAUGAGGUGGGCACUGGCAUAACUGAUGACAAUGAAGAUGAAAAUUCAGCCAAUCAGAUUGCAGGCAAAAUACCCAACUUUUGUGUCCUGCUCCAUGGCAGCCUAAAGGUGGAAGGAAUGGUGGCAAUUGUUCAACUAGGUUCUGAAUGGCAUGGAAUGCUCUACUCCCAAGCUGACAGCAAGAAGAAAUCAAACCUCAUGAUGUCUCUCUUUGAACCUGGCCCAGAACCUCUCCCAUGGCUAGGGAAAAUGGCACAGUUGGGUCCUAUUUCAGACGCUAAAGAAAACCCUUAUGGUGAGGAUGACAAUAAGAGUCCAUUCCUGCAGCCCAAAAACAAACGCAGUUACGCCCAGAAUGUGACUGUCUGGAUCAAACCCAGUGGCCUGCAGACAGAUGUACAGAAGAUUUUAAGAAAUGCAAGGAAACUACCUGAAAAAACACAGACAUUCUAUAAGUAUCUUGGAUUUGGAACACCAUCUAAUCUGGGAAAAGGCAGAAGGGCUGCAGCUGCUGCUGCAGACCUGGCCAAUCGAAGUGGAGAAUCAAAUACUCACCAAGAUAUUGAAGAAAAAGAUCGACUAUUACGUCACGUGGAAGCUAGAGAUCUCAUUGAAUUUGGCAUGAUUCCUGAGUUUGUGGGACGGUUGCCUGUGGUAGUUCCUUUGCAUAGCCUCGAUGAAAAAACACUUGUACAAAUACUAACUGAGCCACGUAAUGCUGUUAUUCCUCAGUACCAGGCUUUAUUCAGCAUGGACAAGUGUGAACUGAAUGUUACUGAGGAUGCUUUGAAAGCUAUAGCCAGAUUGGCACUAGAACGAAAAACAGGUGCACGAGGCCUUCGGUCAAUAAUGGAAAAGCUGUUAUUAGAACCAAUGUUUGAAGUUCCUAAUUCUGAUAUUGUUUGUGUGGAGGUUGACAAAGAAGUGGUAGAAGGGAAAAAGGAACCAGGAUAUAUCCGAGCUCCAACGAAAGAAUCAUCUGAAGAGGAAUAUGACUCUGGAGUUGAAGAAGAAGGGUGGCCUCGCCAAGCGGAUGCUGCUAACAGCUAAACUGUCAGACUUCUGUCCUGUAUAUAAAGCUUUUCCUUCCUUUGUUUAGGAUCAUAACUGUCUCUACAGUCUGACAUUAAAAGCAUUGGAUCUAUUUUGGAUAUCAUACAUGGUCAGAAACCUUUAGGAUAAAAACAGAUCAUGUAUAUUAUGUAACAUCACAUUGAUUUAUACAGAGGACAUUAUGUAGACUUUAAUGACAGAAUGUUAAGAGAAAACAAUGUACAUUAUUUUGGUUGUUUUUAAAAAAUAUGCUUUAACAAAAUUCUUAGGAGUUCUUUUAAGCAAUGCAGGUAUUGCAAUAACUGUGGAUUUUACAAUAAUGUUACUCUACAAAUGGGAAAAUAAAUUCUUUAAAAUUGAAGUUUGGGAAUCUUAAGUUUAACUCUUUUUUACCCAUAUUUGUUUCCUGAAAACAUGAGAACUCUGUUCACCUUAAAAAGUGGAACAGGUGGUUUCCAAGUAGUUAAAACUUUGAUGGGAAAAGUACCCUGGAAAAACUUUGAUUUGUUUAGCUGUAUUCUUAAGCCUAAUGCAUGACACUAACUUCCCAAUUGGUACGUUCAAAAGGUCAUUAUCUUGUUGACUGUCUGAUUUGCUAUCUUUAUACCAUAAAUGAGCAGAUGGAAUUGAAGUAUGCCUUGAAUCUUCAGGAAAAGUCUAUACAUCUAAAAGUAGCAUGCACCUUCAGUCAUGGAACAGCCAUGUGCUGAACUAAAUAAAAAUCCUAUUACUGUGCACUUACUUGAAGUACCUAGCUAGUUUUGUUUUGUUUGAUGCUGGAUAUUUCUUUGGCUUCAUAGAUCAUUAAAAAAAAUCUGUUUGCCGUCACAAAAAUUAAUAUACUCACACUAAAAGUUACUAACCGUCAUUAUAUAACAAACAGUAGGAGAAAUUUGGAGGACGUAAAAAUAAAAAUUACUGGAUUCUUAAAUAUUAAAGUAUUUGGGUGCUUUUAAAGUUAUUUUAUUUCCCUCUAUAAUGUUGAUACCAGUCUAUAUUAUUUAUUUAGUUCAACCUAUUUGAAAUUAUUUAAAUCAGAGUACAUUCAGAUAUUUGUUUUUCUUUUUUGGUUUUCAAAAUUGAGUUUUCCUAUUAUUCCCUUGUUCUUAGGAAAAGAACCUGAAGGUAUUAGCAAAUUCUAAAUCCUAUUAAUGAAGAGUUGGACUUUCUAUGAUGUCAUAAGAGACUUGCGAUAUCUAUCUCUGUAAGGUUGAGGUAGGACCAGAAAUGCACUUUUGCAGAAUGUUUAAGGCUGGCUGCUAAUAGUAUAGAACAGAAACAGGUAUUCUUCUUAGUCUCCCUUAUAAUGGUUAAAGUUCUGCUCAGAAAGAACUUGUAACUGUUCAUUAUCUUUUAUUGCAUCAUUUUCCUUUUUGUAGAGUGAAAAUUGGUGUGGCUUCUAAAAUUGGUGUAGCUUCCAGAAAUGGACUGGGAGACAUUAUAGUCACGACGACUUAGAUUUGGUUUUGGAAGUUAUUAACAAAGCAUAAUUGAUGUUUUUAAAUCAAACACAACUGAGUAUAACUACAAUUUGUAUCUUGAAACUUGUUUUGCCAUUUGAAUAAAACAAAAGGAAUAAAUGAAAACCAGUGUGGUGUGUGUCCAUAAUGCAGUGCCAUUUUUAAAAGGACACAAAUGUCAUGAGCUACUUUAUUCUAAUGAUUGGUUAAUCCUGUCACUUUUAUAUACCUCCAAUAAAUUCUAGUCAUAGAUUCCACAGACAGAAA